AUGAGUCGAACAUCUCUGAAACAGAAAAAGAAGAAUGAGACUGGACCAAGGUACUCAAAAGACAGCCUAGAAGUAGACAAAUCUAGAAAGGAUUCUGAGAAAUCAGGAGUUCGUCUGAGCACUCAGAUGAGGCGUGCGGUCAUACCGCAUCACUUGCUGAGAUGCUGCCCCAUGUGGGGUCACUCGUCAUGUAGACGCUGCCUUUGUGCAGCUGAGGGAAAAGCGCUUCUUGGCCCCUGCUGCACGAUACGUAUUUAUAUUCACAUGUGCCUGUUGUGGGAGCAGGGCUAGCAGAUCACCGUGAUCAGGGUGAGCCGAGACCAAACUACUGACUUUGGAGGGGAGCUACAGGCAAUCUGGGGAUCACGAGAAUUAACCUUGCUGAAGACAGACUCUCGAGGGUACCUAGUGAGAAAUCAGUGGUCUCGAACUUCACGGAGCCCGUCCACCAGAGCUCCAUCAGGAGAUGAGUCCAGAAGCAAGAACACAAGCCUUAAGCCCCCCAGUAGCUCCAAGACCUCCCGGACUUCAUCCACCUCCCCUAGCCAUCAAGAGUCACCAAAGCCACUGUCAGCACAGCGCUCGCCACCCACACCAACCAUGCCGCUCGACUCACGUUCUUCCACGACCCCGGAGGUCCAGCUCCAGACCGGGUCCCGGCGCAGCACCAAGAUGGCUGAGAAUUCCGACGCCUGGUCUCCCGGCCUGGGGCGGGAAAUCCAAGCGGGCCAGUACACACGAGAGUUGCGGGACUCGCGAAAUUCCAGGGAUACGCACCAGCGGGAAUAUCCGCGCACGCCCCCCACUGAAAGGAAAUCCUAUGCCCAGCGCAAGGCUCUCUACCCGUCACAGCUGGAUCAAGACUGUAUGCCUGACCUGGUCAGGCAGUGAGAGGAAGAGGCGGACGAGAACGAUGCCUACUGGGCAUCCGUGAGAACACUGUACGAGAAGACACCGAGCUGCUCGCGCCCCAGGCUGCCCAAACCCAAGCAUGCCAUCACCAUCGCUGUGUCAUCCCGUGUGCUCUUCAACAUGGUGGACAGCAGGAAAAUCUACAAGGAAGAGGGUCUGGAAAAGUACAUGGAGUAUCAGCUUUCCAAUGAGAAUGUCGUGCUGGCCCCAGGGCCGGCCUUCCGCUUUGUCAAGGCACUGCAGCACGUCAAUGCUAGACUCCGUGAGCUGUAUCCUGAUGAACAGGACUUAUUUGAUAUUGUUCUGAUGACUAAUAACCAUGCCCAAGUGGGAGUGCGGCUUAUAAACAGCGUCAAUCACCAUGGAUUACUAAUUGACCGGUUCUCUGGUGGAAAAAGCCCCAUUGGCUAUUUGAAGGCAUAUCUUUCCAACUUGUAUCUUUCUGCGGAUUCUGAAAAAGUACAAGAAGCAAUACAAGAAGGGAUCGCCUCUGCAACAAUGUUUGAUGGAGCCAAAGACAUGGCUUACUGUGACACACAGCUCCGUGUGGCCUUUGAUGGGGAUGCCGUCCUCUUUUCUGAUGAGUCUGACCAUAUUACCAAGGAGCACGGGCUGGACAAAUUCUUUCAACAUGAAGCACUAUUUGAGAAUAAGCCUCUUGCUCAGGGUCCCUUGAAAGGCUUUCUGGAAGAUUUAGGCAGACGGCAAAAGAAGUUUUAUGCCAAAGACGAACGGUUAUGUUGCCCAAUCAGGACCUACCUGGUUACAGCUAGGAGCGCAGCCAGUUCAGGCGCCCGCGUGCUGAAAACCCUUCGCCACUGGGGUCUAGAGAUAGACGAAGCUCUUUUCCUUGCUGGAGCCCCCAAAGGUCCCAUCUUGGUGAAGAUAAGGCCCCACCUCUUCUUCUUUGAUGACCACAUGUUCCACAUUGAAGGGGCACAGAAAUUUGGCAGCAUCACAGCUCAUGUACCUUAUGGAAUUAAUCAAAAAGAGAACAAUUAGGGAUGGGAAGGGGAAAUAAAGCAGUGGGUCUGGUAUUACGGAAG
Molecule: messenger RNA, 1958 nt
Organism: Delphinapterus leucas (beluga whale)
Lineage: Eukaryota; Metazoa; Chordata; Mammalia; Artiodactyla; Monodontidae
Gene: NT5C1B
Product: 5'-nucleotidase, cytosolic IB
Biological process (GO): nucleotide metabolic process; adenosine metabolic process
Cellular component (GO): cytosol; cytoplasm
Molecular function (GO): magnesium ion binding; nucleotide binding; 5'-nucleotidase activity
Source: RefSeq, a predicted model, not a curated record